Molecule: messenger RNA, 1116 nt
Organism: Hylaeus anthracinus
Lineage: Eukaryota; Metazoa; Arthropoda; Insecta; Hymenoptera; Colletidae
Product: tRNA-specific adenosine deaminase 1-like
Biological process (GO): RNA processing
Molecular function (GO): RNA binding; adenosine deaminase activity
Source: RefSeq, a predicted model, not a curated record
AUGGAAGAUUUUGCAGAUGAGAUUGCAAAGCUUUGUAUAGAUAAAUAUUAUAUAAAACUUGGUAAAUCUGGUAAACCAACAGAGACAGAAUGGGCUGUAUUGUCGGGUAUACAAGUUUGACUCUGGCUCCUGCAUGGUUUAUUAUCUUUAGUAGCUCUUGCUACAGGAACGAAGUGUUUAGGAGAAAUAGAUUUAAUAAAUACAGAAUUAUAUAAAGAUGGUUGUAGAUUAAAUGAUUCUCAUGCGGAAGUUCUAGACAGACGUGCCUUUUUAAGAUAUUUAUAUGAACAGAUUAAUUUAUUGCUUGAUGAUACUAAAAGCGAUGUUUUUACAAAGGACAAUAAGAAAAAAUUUAUACUGAACAACGGAAUAUCAUUCCAUUUUUUCACAAGCCAAACACCAUGUGGAGAUUCUUCUGGAGAUUGUUCUAUAUUUCCAAACGAUGAGUUCUGUGAAAAUGAUACACCACCGAUGAAAAUAAGAAAACAUGAUGAUGCAGUAGAAGUAAUCAUGGAAUCAUAUAAUGAAAAAAAGGUACAGAUAAUCAAAGACAUUUAUAGAACGGGUGCAAAAUGCGUUAAAACUGAACAAUACCAAGAUCCUCAUCUAGCUGGGGUGAAUUAUCAUGUGAUUGGACCAUUGCAUACUAAACCAGGAAGGGGUAAUCCAACUCUUAGCUUGUCUUGUUCUGACAAAAUAGCAAAGUGGAACAUUCAUGGAUUACAAGGUUCGCUUUUAUCAAUACUGAUACCUUCAAUAAAAAUGGAAACUAUCACAGUUGAAGGCAAAUGUCCUUUUCCCUUUGAAGCGAUGGAACGUGGAUUACAUAAGCGAUUCAAUAAGGAGGAAACACCUGGAUCGAAAAUCAUGCAGGCUAAAUUUUCUUUUCAACAAUAGAAAAAUCACAAAAGAAAGUACCCAUGUCCAUUAAGUGUGGUAUUAAUCAUAUGGUGUGCUAUAAGAUAUCGUAAUACGCAAAUAGCAGUUGAAGGUAGAAAACAGGGAGCUAAAAAAAAGAAAGGUUAUAAUUUACUCGUAACUAGGCACGCUCUUUUUGAAACAUUCUUACACACUUAUAACAGGUAUAUAAAUGUUGAUUGCAAUAUAAGACAUCCA